AUGUGUUCGAGAACGUCGAUUUUGCUGGCAUGUUAUAUAAUGAGUUUGUGGGUUUUCUUGAACGAUUCACACAAGAGAAGUGUGAGAAAGUUUAUUACUGUCAACCCGAUUUACAAAUCCCAGAAGGUUUUAACCUUGAUUUCAAAUGAACGUCAAUAUAAAGAAUUUAUAGACAUUGCUUAUGAAUGUGGAGUACAAGUUUCUGUUUACAUGGACCAUUUUGGUACUACUCUACAUGUAACGAAGGCAUAUGAAAAUGAAAAUGAGGAUAAUUGUUCGGUUAAGUCAAACAUAUCAAUCGAAGGGGAAGAAGGUAUUGACCAUACUGAAAUUAAGAUUCCACAAGAAAUCAAUAUGGAAGGAGUAACCUAUGAAGGAGUAAGUCAGGGUAAUGGAAAUGAGGAGGCCACAGAAGGUGAUCCAAAAGAUGAUAAAGAUGAUAAUGUCCCAGAUGUGAAAGGAAAACCGAUGUUUAAUGAAAACAUACCUUGGAAGAAGCAGUUGUCAAUUCUAGUAAAAGGUUAUUGGUUAAGUGUAGUAAUGGUUAAUGCACAAUUAGGCUUUGGGCAUCAUGGAUGA
This is a messenger RNA of Lactuca saligna, 579 nucleotides long. NCBI's taxonomy places the organism in Eukaryota, Viridiplantae, Streptophyta, Magnoliopsida, Asterales, Asteraceae. The record is from the annotation of a GenBank genome assembly.